CCCUGACGCAGACCGACUCAUCCGUCUAGUGGUGAGCUCUCCGAGGGAAGGCUUCCACAUCGGCAAGCGGAUCCAGGCCCUCCGUGUGCAGCCGCCAUGGAUCUGACCUUAAGCCGGGCUGACUAUCUCCAGGUAGGCGUGACCUCUCAGAAGACUAUGAAGUUGCUUCCUACCUCAAGACAAAGAGCUACACAAAAGGUGGUUAUUGGAGAUCAAGAUGGGGUAGUGAUAUGCUUCGGCAUGAAGAAAGGAGAGGCCGGGCCAGUGUUCAAGACUUUACCAGGGCAGAAGAUCUCGAGACUGGAACUAGGAGGGGCUCUUAACACGCCUCAGGAGAAAAUUUUCAUUGCUGCAGGGUCCGAGAUUAGAGGCUUUACAAAGAGAGGGAAACAGUUCCUCUCUUUUGAAACAAACCUCACCGAAAGCAUUAAAGCUAUGUACAUAUGUGGCUCUGACCUCUUUCUCAGUGCCAGCUACAUCUAUAACCACUACUGUGAUUGCAAAGACCAAAAUUACUACCUUUCUGGGGACAAAAUCAACGAUGUCAUCUGCCUUCCCGUGGAAAGGUUAUCUCGAAUGACACCGGUGUUGGCCUGCCAGGACAGGGUACUCCGAGUCUUACAGGGAUCUAAUGUGACAUAUGAAAUCGAGGUUCCUGGUCCACCCACCGUCCUAGCACUACAUAAUGGAGAUGGCGGUGACUCUGGAGAAGGCCUUCUGUUCGGCACAUCAGAUGGAAGACUCGGGCUGAUUCAGAUCACAGCAUCCAAACCAAUACACAAAUGGGAAAUUCGAAAUGACAAAAAGCGGGGAGGUAUCCUGUGUGUUGACAGCUUUGAUAUCAUGGGUGAUGGGGUGAAAGAUUUACUUGUUGGGAGAGAUGAUGGAAUGGUGGAAGUGUAUAGUUUUGAGAGUACGAAUGAGCCUGUGCUACGAUUUGAUCAGAUGCUGUCUGAAAGUGUCACGUCGAUCCAGGGCGGCUGUGUAGGGAAGGAUGGUUAUGACGAAAUUGUGCUGGCCACAUAUUCAGGCUGGGUGACAGGGCUGACUACAGAGCCUACUCAUAAGGAAAGUGGGCCAGGAGAAGAACUAAAACUUAAUCAGGAAAUGCAGAAUAAGAUUUCUUCUUUAAGGAAUGAAUUAGAAUUGCUGCAGUUUAAGGUGAUUCAGGAGAGAGAAAAUUACCAACAGUCUUCACAGUCAAGCCAAGCCAAGUCAACAGUCCCUUCAUUCAGUGUAAAUGACAAGUUCACAUUGAAUAAAGACGAUGCUAGCUACAGCCUUGUCUUAGAGGUUCGGACUGCAAUAGAUAAUGUCUUAAUACAGAGUGAUGUUCCAAUAGAUCUGCUUGAUGUGGAUAAGAAUUCUGCUGUUGUGAGCUUUAGCAGCUGUGAUACAGAGUCAAACGACAACUUUCUUCUUGCCACUUAUCGAUGCCAGGCAAAUACCACCAGGCUGGAGCUCAAGAUUCGUUCAAUUGAAGGCCAGUAUGGCACACUCCAGGCAUAUGUGACUCCAAGAAUCCAACCAAAAACCUGUCAGGUUCGCCAAUACCACAUCAAACCGCUAUCACUCCAUCAAAGAACUCACUUUAUUGACCAUGACAGGCCCAUGAACACACUGACUCUAAUAGGCCAGUUCAGCUUUGCUGAAGUUCACUCCUGGGUAGUGUUCUGCCUGCCUGAAGUUCCUGAAAAGCCUCCAGCAGGGGAAUGUGCAACAUUUUACUUUCAGAAUACCUUUCUGGAUACACAACUUGAGUGUGUAUACAGAAAAGGAGAUGGAGUGUUUAAAUCUGACAACAUUUCUACAAUAUCCAUCCUAAAAGAUGUGCUUUCUAAAGAAGCUACAAAAAGGAAAAUUAAUCUCAACAUAUCAUAUGAGAUAAAUGAAGUAUCAGUCAAGCAUACUUUAAAGCUAAUUCACCCGAAGCUGGAAUAUCAGUUGCUUUUGGCUAAGAAAGUACAGUUAAUUGAUGCCUUGAAGGAAUUGCAGGUUCAUGAGGGAAACACAAACUUUCUGAUUCCAGAGUAUCGCUGUAUUCUAGAAGAGGCAGAUCAUCUACAAGAGGAAUACAAAAAGCAACCUGCACAUCUUGAAAGACUCUAUGGUAUGAUUACUGAUCUUUUCAUAGAUAAAUUCAAGUUCAAAGGCACUAAUGUAAAAACCAAAGUACCUGUACUCCUGGAGAUUCUCGAUAGCUAUGACCAGAACACACUGAUUUCUUUCUUUGAUGCAGCAUGAAAGAUAAACAAGGAUUUGGAAUGGAUGGAAUGGAUUCCCAUUUUCUUUUCCUUGGUGACAUGCUCCUCCUGCAGGCUGAAAUACUUGGCUGAGCACUGUAGACUGUGGCCUGAUCAGACCUGAGGAACCUCACUCAGAUGGAUGUCCUCUGUGUAACGAGAAAAGUGACAGCUUCUAAGAUCUCCCCUACUAGUAUCCACAAAACUCCUUUUCAUUGUAUACAUGAAGGGAAAAGGAAGACAUUUUAGUCAUUUAUUUCAGGGGAAUAUUGCAUUGAAAGUUUUAAAAUACUGUAAAAAUAAGAGAAAAUAAGCUGUCUUUUGUUUCAAAGGGUAGUUAUGAAAACAACAAUUACAUUUUAUUAUAUUUUGUGUUUGAUUCGUAAAUAUUAAAUGUGAACAUUUAAGGCA
Molecule: messenger RNA, 2654 nt
Organism: Grammomys surdaster
Lineage: Eukaryota; Metazoa; Chordata; Mammalia; Rodentia; Muridae
Gene: Bbs7
Product: Bardet-Biedl syndrome 7
Exons: 20
Coding region: 97-2244 (715 amino acids)
Biological process (GO): non-motile cilium assembly; intracellular transport; intracellular protein localization
Cellular component (GO): membrane; ciliary basal body; BBSome
Molecular function (GO): protein binding
Source: RefSeq, a predicted model, not a curated record